CGGCGCGGCGCUUUACGGCUGCCGUGCUUCUCGUCUCCGCCGGCAUGGAGGGUGAGGAGUUGGAGAGGGAAGAUGGGGAGCCGGAGGCUGUGGAAGGGAUAGAUGAGAAACCAGAGGCGGUGGAGGAGCAGGAGGAAUCCGAAGAGGCGGUUUGUGGCGCCAAGAAGAGGGUGGUGCCUGGUAUUGUGUACUUGGGCCACCUCCCGCCCCGCUUUCGGCCUCUGCAUGUACGGAACCUUCUCAGCGCGUAUGGCGAGGUCGGGCGCGUCUUUUUCCAGCCCGAGGACGGGUUCGUGAGGCGCAAGAAGAAGGCAGCGGCAGCCUCGACAGCGGGAGGCAAAAAGCGGUCCAAGUACAGCAAGGACUACACCGAGGGCUGGGUGGAGUUCCGGGACAAGCGAGUAGCCAAGCGCGUGGCAGCGAGCCUUCACAACACGCCCAUGGGGGCCCGAAAGCGCAGCCCCUUCCGUUAUGACCUAUGGAACCUCAAGUACCUGCACCGUUUCACGUGGUCCCACCUCAGCGAACAUCUUGCCUUUGAGCGCCAGGUGCGCAGGCAGCGCCUGAGGGCCGAGGUUGCCCAGGCCAAGCGUGAGACUGACUUCUAUCUUCGAAGUGUGGAACGGGGACAGCGCUUCCUUGCUGCUGAAGGGGACUCUGCCCGCCCGAAUGGCACCUGGACCUUUGCCCAGCGUCCUACUGAGCAAGAGCUGAGAGCCCGGAAGGCAGCUCGGCCAGGGGGACGUGAGCGGGCUCGCCUGGCAAAUGCCCAGGACCAGGCUCGCUCCAACCGAGGGCUGCUUGCCAAGAUCUUUGGAGCCCCACCACCUUCAGAGAGCAUGGAGGAGCCCUGAGUAGUCAAGAACUCUUGAAAGGCAGGAGACCCUUUCCAUCUCCUAGCCUUGCUUCCUGUCUACCUGAUAAUAACUACUGACAGUGAUUAUAUUAUCUUUCUAAGACCAGGAGUCUGGUGGGUGCUUAGGCAUAGAUGUCUUGUGGGGCUCUGGUCCACCCUCCAACUCCUGUUGCUUGGCUGAGGCACCCAAUUCAUACUAGCAAGAGUAUGACUACGGCAGGAUGCCAAUUUUGCUUGAUUCUUGACUGUCUACUUCUGCCCAGUGAGAUCCUCUCAAAAUCCCACUUCCUGGGCGGAGGAAGAACCUUUACUUCAAGCUAGAGUGAUAAAGCCCACUCCAGGCAGCUGUUCCACCAACUAUAGAUGAAGGGAAGCUGCAACAUCCUUUUUAUUUGAGAAGAUUAACAGGGCCUGGGGGUAAAGGGGUGGGACUGGGUUGGGAGCCACCUUCCAAGUAAAUGUAUAGGAAAGAAAAAAAAAAAAAUAUAUAUAUAUAUAUAUAUAUUUAUAUGCCUUUGUAGUUUAUUGGGGGCAUGGGGGGUGUUUUAUAAAUUCUGACUUUUAUCCCCUCAUGUCCCGUUCAUUUCCCCUUUACUUCAUCUCCUGGUCUCAUAGCCACCAUUCCUCCCCGACCCUCCCAAUUCAGCCUGGACCCUUUUCUAUCUAUCACAUUAACUUCUUAGCCCAUAUCUAGUUCAGCCUUUACUAAGUCACUAUAUGAGGACAUGGGGAUAGUAGGUAAUAAUAACCCUUGGCUUCAAGAUAGCCCUUGACUUCAAGAGUUGCCACUAGAAAGAGACAUUAAAGAAAUAAAUGUACAGAUGGAGCUCCUGGGUGGCUCAGUGGGUUAAAGCCUCUGCCUUCGGCUCAGGUCAUGAUCCCAGGAUCCUGGGAUCAGGACCCGCAUCAGGCUCUCUGCGCCACAGGGAGCCUGCUUCCUCCUCUCUCUCUGCCUGCCUCUCUGCCUGCUUGUGAUCUCUGAUUGUCAAAUAAAUAAAAUCUUUAAAAAAUUAUUUUCAAAAAAAAAAAUGUACAGAGGUACUGCAGGCAUCACGGUAGAUUUCUAUCGGGGAAAGUAGGGGCCCUGGGAGGGUAUGGUUGACUCUCCAGGAAGGUAAGCAGUGCUAAAUACGCAGCUGAUACCCGAUCACACUCUUCCGAGAUGGGUCCAUUUUCACCAGGCUUUCCAGAUCAUUCCUGAAAAGUGAACAGAAGUCUGACUGAAACUGGUGUAGUCCUGUUGGAAACAAAAGUUGGUGGGUAAAGUGUUGGGUUCAAAUCACUAAAGGUAGACAAAGCCUGGGAGGUAGUUGGGCACAAACGAUGCUCCACAGAUACACUUGUGGGAAUUAGGGCUCACAUGAGGGAGGGUUCACAGGCAACAUGCAGAGCAGGCCUGGAGGCCACAAAGAAGGUAAGCCACUAAGAGAAACUGAAAACAAGUGUCACAGUAAAUGAAAACAAAUUCAAUAAAUAAAUACAUAAAUUAAAACUGGUUAAGGGUUCCUGGCUGGCUCAGUUGGUGGAACUUAACUCUUGAUCUUGGGGUUGUGAGUUUGCCGCAUGCUGGGUGUAGAGAUGACAUUAAAAAAAGUUAGAAAAGGAACACAGGGUGGCUCAGUUGGUUAAGAGUCUGCCUUCAGCACAGGUCAUCCCAGGGUCCUGGGAUCGAGCUCCACAUUGGGCUCCUUGCUCCACCAGGGGUCUGCUCCCUCUGCCUCUCCCCCUGCUUAUGCUCUUAAAUAAAAUCUUUUAAAAACUGGCCAAUAUCUAGGAAUUAUAGGAAGUUGUGGAGUGAUUAUAAUAAUCUGGGUUUUGCUUGUGCUGUUUUUUCCCCCCAAUGUCCUCAAUAUUUACUGAUUCUUUCUUUGGGUAAAGUGGAUUAAUGCACUUAUUUGGCUCUAAAAUAAAAUCUUGGUCAUGUUAA
Messenger RNA from Mustela lutreola (European mink), 2783 nucleotides. RefSeq names its product activator of basal transcription 1 (gene ABT1). The coding region runs from base 45 to 854 and encodes 269 amino acids. The record is from RefSeq and is a predicted model, not a curated record. Gene Ontology annotation, cellular component: nucleolus. Gene Ontology annotation, biological process: small-subunit processome assembly; endonucleolytic cleavage in ITS1 to separate SSU-rRNA from 5.8S rRNA and LSU-rRNA from tricistronic rRNA transcript (SSU-rRNA, 5.8S rRNA, LSU-rRNA); endonucleolytic cleavage to generate mature 5'-end of SSU-rRNA from (SSU-rRNA, 5.8S rRNA, LSU-rRNA). Lineage: Eukaryota; Metazoa; Chordata; Mammalia; Carnivora; Mustelidae. The transcript has 3 exons. Gene Ontology annotation, molecular function: RNA binding.